Messenger RNA from Strongylocentrotus purpuratus (purple sea urchin), 669 nucleotides. RefSeq names its product 5-hydroxytryptamine receptor 1A-like. The record is from RefSeq and is a predicted model, not a curated record. The transcript has a single exon. Gene Ontology annotation, molecular function: G protein-coupled receptor activity. Lineage: Eukaryota; Metazoa; Echinodermata; Echinoidea; Camarodonta; Strongylocentrotidae. Bases 1 to 669 code for a protein of 222 amino acids. Gene Ontology annotation, biological process: G protein-coupled receptor signaling pathway. Gene Ontology annotation, cellular component: membrane.
AUGGGUCUAUUGGGCGUGUUCGGCAAUGCACUCGUUCUCCUCGUUAUCGUGGUCGUUCGUGAUCUUCACGAUGUCACCAAUGUCCUGAUCGGCAAUCAAUCUUUGAUUGAUCUAUUGACGUCUCUUCUUCUCCUAGCCAGCUUUGUCGCACCUCUACCACCUCUACCAACCAAUAACCCAGCACUUGCCCGGUUUAUUUGUGCAUUUUGGCACUCCAAGUUUCCUUUCUGGUUACUGAUCGUUGCUAGUUCGCUCAAUCUAACGUUAAUGACACUGGAGCGUUACUACGCCAUCGUAUUUCCACUUCAUUACCACAGUCGAACCAAGUCAGCAAGGUUCAUAUGCCUUGUCGCUCUACCCUGGUUGUCUGGAUUCGCCUGUCAGCAAAGUCUCAUGUGGUUCACGAGGGUGGAAGAAGAUCAAUGCAUGCUGUUCCGGUUCCCGAACAAUGCGACAAGAAUUGGUUUCGCUUUCGGCGCCGCGUUUCUGGAGCUAGUCCUGCCGCUCGCAGUCAUGGUAUUCUUGUACACCUCCAUAUUCAUCAAGCUGAAGUCAACGGUGGAGGAAAAAAGAGGACCAGAGAGAACCGAGACUCGGAAAAAUCCGUUUCGCAAACCCGUAAAACUCGACGCGUCGACCACCGAAGCCGUGCCCGAAGAAAUGUUCUAA